This is a messenger RNA of Rodentolepis nana, 135 nucleotides long. The record is from the annotation of a GenBank genome assembly. NCBI's taxonomy places the organism in Eukaryota, Metazoa, Platyhelminthes, Cestoda, Cyclophyllidea, Hymenolepididae.
AUGAACGAGUACAAACUGGUAGUCCUUGGUGAUGGUGGUGUCGGCAAAAGCGCUCUUACUGUCCGUUUCGUGAUGGGAAAGUUUGAAGAGAAAUUCGACCCUACAAUUGAGGAUUUCUAUCGCAAAGAAAUUUAG